GAUUCGUGAGAGAGAAGAGUCGGGGAGGGGGAGAGGAGAAGGGAGGAAGGCCGAGAGGGAGCUAAAGCGGCUCACACGUGAACACAGGCUCGGGAUUUGAUGUGUCCGCUCUUGACGAUCACCACGGUCUCUUCGCUCACCUAAACUCACCACUCACUCACCACGUCGCUCGCCUAAUCUCACCACUCACCAACGCAGCUCACACUCACCAAACAAACUCUCACCGCCCCAUUGUCCUAAUAUCGCCAACCACUCACUCACUCAACACGCCGCUUAACUCGUACCAUCCCUUCGCAGUUCACAGCUCACGUAACCUCGCCACACACGCUGACACUACCACCAACAGCACCAUCAUCUUACCACAUCACCAGCAUCAUCAGCACUACUACCAACAGCACCGGCAUCUUUCCUCACUAUCAGCAUCAUCAGCACUACCACCAACAGCACUACCACCAACACCACCAUCAUCAUCAUCAGCACUACCACCAACCUCACCAUCACCACCACCACCAUCAUCAUCAUUAUCAGCACUACCACCAACAGGACCAUCUUACCUCACCACCAUCACCACCAUCACCACCAUCAUCACCAUCAUCAGCACUACCACCAACAGCAACAACAUCUUACCUCACCAUCAUCACCAUCAUCACCACCAUCACCAUCAUCAGCACUACCACCAACCUCCCCACCAUCACCACCAUCACCGCCAUCAGCACACCACCAACCUCACCACCAUCACCACCAUCAACACUACCACCAACCUCACCACCAUCACCACCAUCACCACCAUCACCACCAGGGUAACCUCACCAUCACCACCAUCACCACCAUCACCAAUCGUCACGCUACCAUCACCACCAUCACCAUCAGCACUACCACCAACCUCACCAUCACUACCAUCACCACCAUCACCACCAUCAGCACUACCACCAACCUCACCACCACCACCAUCACCACCAUCACCACCACCACCACCAUCAUCACCAUCACCACCAUCACCACCAUCAGCACCACCACCAUCACCACCACCAUCACCACCACCACCACCGUCGUCAUCGCCAUGACCCGCCGUCGCGGCCUCUGCGCCCUCCCGCGGCCUCGCGCGCGCCUCCUGUGGCUGCUCGCGCUCGGGGCCGGCGCGAGCCUCAUCUACCUGCAGUGCACAGGUUCCCAUCUCUCGGCUGUGGAUUCCACUGCUGAACUCGAGGCGAGGGCUGCAGAGGUGGACUCUGGGGGUGUCCAGGAUCAUCAGCCGGUGAUACAUCAUGGUCAUCAUCAUCAUCAUCAGCAGCUGCUGCAACAGCAGCAGCAGUAUCAUCAUUAUCAGCAGCAGCAGCAACAGCAGCUGCUACACCACCAGCAGCGGGACUUUCAGAAGCAGCGGAAACAGCAAGAACAGAUUCAGCAGCAGCAGCAGCAACAUCAGCAUCAGCAACGACAUCAACAGCAGCAGCAGGACACUCAAGAUCAGAGGCCGCAGCAACAGCAACAACAUCAUGAUCAGCAGUAUCCUCAUCAUCAGCAGCAGCACCAGCUGCAGCAGUAUAACCAUCCUGAGCAGGAGACCCAGGAGGAGAGGCUGGCGCUCCUUCACGAAGCCUGCUCUAGGUUCUCGUUGAAGCCAAACGUCGCUCUUGCACGACCACCAUCCUCCUCCUCCUCCUACAUCUUUCACCUGCCCCCACGGUCCGUCGCGUCGCGCAUCUUCGUGAGCGACCGCCUGUCGCUGCUCUACUGCGAGGUGCCCAAGGCGGGCUGCACCAACUGGAAGAGGCUCCUGAUGGUGUUGGAGGGUCGUCAUCCCGGCCCCCCGGAGGUCAUCUCGAGGGAGGAGGCUCACUCGAGCGGAGCGCUGGUGCGCCUCGAUUCUCUCGAGCCGAGCGAGCAAAGGUGGAGGCUGCAGAACUACACGAACGUGCUGUUCGUGCGCGAGCCGAUGGAGCGACUCGUGUCCGCCUUCCGCGAUAAACUUCAGCGACCCAACCCCUACUACCAGUCCACCGUCGGCCGCUCCAUCAUCUCGCGCUACCGCCGGAACGCAAGCGCCGAGUCCCUGCGCACGGGACGCGACGUCACCUUCGGCGAGUUUGCGCGCUUCCUCCUCGACCCGCUGCGCCCGCCCGGCUCCGACGACCCCCACUGGGAGGCUGCUCACCGCCUCUGCCUGCCCUGCGCCCUCCCCUACGGCUUCGUGGGCAAGCUGGAGAGCUCGCCGCAAGACUCGGACGUCCUCCUCCGCCGGGCUGGGGCGCCGCGCGGGCUCGCGUACCCGCAGGCCGCGAGGGGCCGUGGCGGUGGCCGUGGCCGUGAGUCGUCGGUGUCGCUCGCUGUGCAGUACCUGUCGCGGCUGAGCGCGGCCACUCGGCGCGCCCUCUACGCCGCCUACUACCGCGACUACGCCUUGUUCGGGUACCCGAGGCCGGCCGCUGUGCGGUGACGAUUUGUGUCGGCGGUGCUGCUGGCGGUGGCGCUGCGGCAGAGGUCGCAAUCGGGUACCCGAUACCCGUACCCGACCCGAUACCCUGGUGCAGCCGGGUACGGGUACGGGUAGGCCGUGAGUUACUGGUGAGUCACCGUUUGUCACUCAUUUCCCAACGUCUUGUCUCUUCUCACAAUUCAAGAUCCUAGAAUCAACCCACCCGCACCUGCAACAUGGCUUCAUCCCAGAGGUCGCAAUCGGAUACCCGUACCUGUACCCUACCCGAUACCCGGCCGGGUACGGAUAGCCGGGUAUCGGGCCAGGAACGGGUAGCCGGGUAUCGGGCAGGGUACGGGUUCCCGAUUGCGACCCUGGUGUGGCCGGGUUCGGGUAAGGAAUCAAAACCCGUUUGCGACCUCUGCGCUGCGGUCACGGCCGCUGACACCGGUGACGAAUUAUCUGCACCGGUCCUGGGCCUCUUCCCCCCCCCCUAGGAAGACUCUGGUGCGGUGUGUAAAUAUCGCCGCUGGGGAGACAAAGGCGGCCGGGCGUGGUGUUGGCCACCCCACCUCCUCGUGUGCCGUGCAGGCCUUCAUAGGUUGCUGCUCACUAACAGCACUUGCCUCAACAGUCUGUUGAGGCUAUACGGGGGAUCUUUGUCUUUGGUGGUGGUGGUGGUGGUGUGACGGCCAGGGCGUUUGGUUGAAUGAGUGGUUUCUCAUUCGGUAUGGCGAAUACAAAACAUAUCAUCCGUACCGUGAAUGCCACGUGUUGGCUCGGGUCAAAUACGGCAGUGGAAAAUGCCGUGUUAUCGAUUGACUAGUCUCUAACGGAGGACUCUAUAGACGAGGGGUCGGCAAAUAAAAUAACAACAUACUCUUUGGUUCUUUCGGUAAAGUCACGUAGAUAGAAAAUUAAUAGAUCACGACGUUUCGAUCGCAACACAAGCAACCGUCAUCAGGUGAGACCAACACAGAGAACAGGUUGAACAACUAAAUAUGUCACGCGUGCCAAUACGAGACAGUGGUGGUCCUUCAUUAAUAACGAUCACGCAGCGGCCCUUAAUGAGCCGCACGGACCUCCAGAGCCGCAGAUUGCCGACCCCUGCCCAUGGUAAACUGGACUUCCAUGGUGAACUGGACUUCCAUGGUGAACUGGACUUCCAUGGUGAACUGGACUUCUAUGGUGAACUGGACUUCUAUGGUGAACUGGACUUCCAUGGUGAACUGGACUGCCAUGGUAAACUGGACUUCCAUGGUGAACUGGACUUCCAUGGUGAACUGGACUUCCAUGGUGAACUGGACUUCUAUGGUGAACUGGACUUCCAUGGUGAACUGGACUUCCAUGGUGAACUGGACUUCCAUGGUGAACUGGACUUCCAUGGUGAA
Molecule: messenger RNA, 3807 nt
Organism: Lethenteron reissneri (Far Eastern brook lamprey)
Lineage: Eukaryota; Metazoa; Chordata; Hyperoartia; Petromyzontiformes; Petromyzontidae
Product: carbohydrate sulfotransferase 8-like
Biological process (GO): proteoglycan biosynthetic process; carbohydrate biosynthetic process
Cellular component (GO): membrane
Molecular function (GO): sulfotransferase activity
Source: RefSeq, a predicted model, not a curated record